UGAGUGACAGAUAUCACUUAAAACAAUUCGUGAUUGUUGAUAACAGUAAUUUGAGUGUAUUUAGUGAUUUCUCGUAGUGUCUUAAUUUUGUGAAUAUUUAUUUACAUCAAAAGUAAUGUAUUUGUAAUUCGUAAUCGUCAGGUUUAAAGGAAAGAUUUAUUUAUUGUAGUUAAUAUUAACAAUGUCUCGUGCAUCUAGUUCGAAUCGAUCGAUUGUGAUGAUGGACUGGCAAAGCACAGCUGAGGGUGAGACAGUUCUGCAACAUUUUUACAAUCCCCAAACAACUGGAAGAAAACUGUUUGGAAUACUGGAGAGGCCAUCGAUUCUCACCCAGGUGGAAGAAGUAUGCUACAAGCUGUUUUUUGUGGGCAAGUCAGGGAUAGGCAAGACGGCAACUGUGGCAAGACUGGCCGGGACUGCUACACCGUCAUCUUACAUUGAAACUGUCGGUAUCCGCAAGACCAAUGUUUACUGGCCAGUCAAAAUCUGGGACAAAGUAAUCCUGUUCAAGCUCCAGUGCUGGGACGCGGGCGACAACACCAUUAGGAAGUAUAGCCACAUUUUACCUUCGUGCAAGGAGAAAGUGGAUGCUCUGGUGUUUGUGUUCUCGUACUCGGAUUCCAACAGCUUCUCAGAACUGCCCCAGCUCAUCAACAAGAUGACUAAGGACGAGCCUAGUCAGCCUGCUUCAAUCGUUAUUGGAACAAGGUUUAGUUCUACCAACAAACUGGAGGUAGAUGUGGCGGAGACCAAGGAGUUUGAGCAGAAGUGGAGGGUGCCGGUUCUGAGACUUGGUAAAUCAGCGUCAAGUGAGAGGAAUGAGGUACACAAGGUGGCACCACUGCUCAAUACCAUCUGUGAACGGCUCUGGAUGCGGGACCAAGAGUACCUACUCAGACAUGGUUUUACAACAUGAUCCCUCUUUUCUUACACUGAUGUGAGACUUAAGUGAGUGCUUCAUCUGUUGAAAUUCUGAAGCUUUUCUUGACUUAUAUUUUCAUAACAAAUUAUUUUUAUUGCUUUUAGACAUGGAAAGAUGUCAUGUUUAGCUUAAAAACUCUAAAUUUACCUGAUAAAAUUGGAGUAUUUCAGAUCAACUGUUUAUUGAGGUUUGAGAAAGAUUUCUUCUUUUUCAUCACAGUAUUAUAAACUAAAUAUGAAUUAACUGUUCAACCUUAUAUGGUAUUUUGUUUUCAUAGUUGGAACUGAAUGUAUUAUUUACAAAAUUAUUAAGACUAGUUAUGCUUAACUUUUUCAAAUAAUAAUUAUGUUGCUGCCCUUAAUGCAGUAAUUUAUUCUUACAUAAAGCCACACAUAAAUGUUUACUGGCCCUAGUGAAAGAAGAGUUGUAUAAAUGUUUUAAUAAUAUGAAAAUGUUAUUGCAAACUUAGGCAUUAACAGGAUUAAGUAAUGGGAUGGAGAAUUGCAAUGGCCAGGGAUAAAUGAUGCAGGGAGAUUUAUAGAUUUGCCAACAUCUAAAUAU
Molecule: messenger RNA, 1483 nt
Organism: Homalodisca vitripennis (glassy-winged sharpshooter)
Lineage: Eukaryota; Metazoa; Arthropoda; Insecta; Hemiptera; Cicadellidae
Product: ciliogenesis and planar polarity effector 2-like
Exons: 5
Coding region: 182-916 (244 amino acids)
Molecular function (GO): GTPase activity; GTP binding
Source: RefSeq, a predicted model, not a curated record